AAACACCUUUGAAAUUACACCCAAUCCGAGCAAAAUGUAGAAAUACAUCAUACAUACGUUUAACUUUCAGUCGGGAAAAGUCUGAUCGAUGCCUUGUUGUUCGCGAUGGCGCAGGACUACGGAAGACCCCUCGGAAGCGAAUGAGCUGCGGGUAUUCGCACACACCGUAUACAUAAAGGCGGUAGUUUUGUGUUCCGUGUCGGCCUUUCUGCUGAUGAUCAUCUCGUCACUUAAGUUCAGCGUAGUCAGUGUACUUCCGGUUCCGCCCUACAUUUGGCUGCUCCUCGCCCUCGGCAUCCUGGUGGUCCUCGCCUGCCUGCCCGUUCGACGGCUCCGUAAACUGGUGAUUUGGUCAAUGGUCUGCGGAAUUGUGGCUCUCGUAACGCUGACCGGGGCGUGCUAUGUGAGGGUCUACGACGUCACGGACUUGGUGAUAUACAUAGCAAGCAUGAUGCUCGUGAUGAUCCCGUUGCUGAUCUGCGGAGCCAAGUGCCGCAAGCCGUGUCUUCCGAACAUCCUCUUCACCGUAGUGAUUGUGUGCCUCUGCCUGGUGGCACUCUUUCCGCUGGGCAUCCUGGCGCUACUCUCCCACCGGUACUACUUCGUGGCCUUCUCCGCCGUCUUGUUCGUCCUGGGGGUCAUCAUCCUCCCCUUGCAAGCCCAGUUCAUCCACGGACGCCUGCGCUACGAGCCACUUGACCUCGAGCCGAUCUGCUCCCUGGCAUUUUUCAUUGACGCAUGGAUCUUGGUCUUCUGUAUAUGCGUGUUCGUUUGUACCAUUGAAGUAGAGCUUAUUGGCGAUUAUCCGGAGCACUUGGCAGGCUUGUCUACUGUUCCUAGGUAAGCGAGGAAGCUCACCUCAUAGCUACGUUUAGCAUA
Molecule: messenger RNA, 879 nt
Organism: Drosophila subpulchrella
Lineage: Eukaryota; Metazoa; Arthropoda; Insecta; Diptera; Drosophilidae
Exons: 1
Coding region: 89-844 (251 amino acids)
Source: RefSeq, a predicted model, not a curated record